AAAAGGGGAGAAAAGUGUUUCUGUCAUCACACUGAUUCCCCUCCAGGCUCGUCGCUGGCUGGUGGGAGUCUGUGGCAGCUGCAGCAGGUGGUCACAAAGUUGACAGGGAAAAAUGCCAUACUGUAUUACUCCUCCUAUGGCUGCUACUGCGGUGUGGGGGGCCAGGGGCAGCCCAAGGAUGCCACAGACAGGUGCUGCCAGCUGCACGAUGCCUGCUAUGACAGCCUCCAGAAGUACCACUGCAACGCCAAGCUGCAGUACUACCAGUACAGCUGGCACAGCAACCGCCUCACCUGCAACAGGGACUCGUGGUGUCCCCAGAUGUCCUGUGAGUGCGACCGCAGCCUGGGGCUGUGCCUGCAGAGGAGUGCAAAGAGCCACAACAGGCGUUAUCUUCUGUACCUCAAGAGCAAGUGCAGGUGAUGAGCACAUGCAAAGUGAAGACUCUUUGGGAUUGGCCCUCUGCUCCAGAUGGGUUUUGCAUCUGGAGCUGAGUUCCUGCACGGACCCGCAUUCGUGUUGAAUUUAAUCGAUGUAAAAUUGAAAAUAAAUUAUGUGCUUCAAUCAUCUUGGUCCUCUGUGAGCUGGAGCCCAGCAUUGCCCUCCCAGUGCUUCCCAUUACAUUCCAGAUCCUCCUAGCACACACACAGUACCACCCUGUGCUACACAGAGCAGCUCAAUAACCUCUCAGCACCCUCAAAUGCUGCCUAAAGAUCCCCAGAGCAUCCCCAGUAACCUCCUUAGCACCUCCCAGUGUGCUCCCAGUGCCCCUUAGUGUUGUCCAGAGCCUCCUAACACCCUCCCAGUGGACCCCAGUCCUUGCUAGAAUUCCCCAAUAUGCUCCCAGUGCUGCAUAGCACCCCACAAUAAUUUCUCUAUGCCCUCCCAGUGCAGCUCAGUACUGUCUUGAGCCCUCCAGUAUCCUGCUAGUGCUGCUUAGUGUAGCCUAAAGGUUUCCAGUGCCUUUCCACUGAGCUUCAGCAUUGCCCAAAGCCUUUCAAUUAAAUGCCAGUGCUCUGUGGU
Molecule: messenger RNA, 1023 nt
Organism: Phasianus colchicus (ring-necked pheasant)
Lineage: Eukaryota; Metazoa; Chordata; Aves; Galliformes; Phasianidae
Product: basic phospholipase A2 Cdr-13-like
Biological process (GO): negative regulation of T cell proliferation; lipid catabolic process; phospholipid metabolic process
Molecular function (GO): phospholipid binding; calcium ion binding
Source: RefSeq, a predicted model, not a curated record